Messenger RNA from Magnolia sinica, 1095 nucleotides. RefSeq lists its product as uncharacterized. The transcript has 4 exons. Bases 73 to 966 code for a protein of 297 amino acids. The record is from RefSeq and is a predicted model, not a curated record. NCBI's taxonomy places the organism in Eukaryota, Viridiplantae, Streptophyta, Magnoliopsida, Magnoliales, Magnoliaceae.
GUGUGUGUGUGUGUGUGUGUCUGAGGACUUGCAACAAAUGCCUGAAGAGCAUUAUCCCACCUCUCCAAAGGCAUGAACGACCUCUCCAGUGCCCUCAGCCAAACCAACGCCCGUCGCUGCUGCAAUCCCAUUCCAACCCCUGUCUUCUGCAUUCUGACCCCUCUUUUCUUCGUCUCCCUCGCCCUUUCCAUCUUCAUCUUCGUCGCCGUCGGCAAUGCCGUUCUCCUCAUCUCCCUCCUCCUCAUCUCUUCUCUCAUUUCCGCCUUCCUCUUCUGGAACGUAUGCAUCUGGAAGAGAGAUGGCGGGAUUCUUCUCUUCCUCGAUCAUCUCCCUGACGCCGACCUCCGCACUGCCAAGGACGGGCAGCUUGUCAAGAUCACGGGGUUGGCUUCUUGUGGGACUAUUUCUCUGGAAUCAUCCUAUGAGAAGGUUCCCAGAUGCGUUUAUAUAUCAACACUGGUAUAUGAAUACAUAGGAUUCAGAUCAGAACUGGCAAAUAUUAACCAAAGAUACUUCCAGUGGAGUUUAACAUAUUCAGAGAGGUUUGCCACCGACUUCUACAUAACAGAUACAAAGUCUGGUAUCAGAGCUAUGGUUAAAGCUGGCUAUGAUUCUAAAGUAACUCCUCUAAUUCAUGAGACCCGACUUGUUAGCACGACAAGGAGAAACAGAGCAUUGUCUUCUUACCUGAGGAAGUGGUUAGGAGAGAGGAACCUCUCGGCCGAAGCCCGUCUAUUGCGCCUGGAGGAAGGGUAUGUUAAGGAGGGAAGCUCUUUGACUGUGAUGGGAGUGUUGCAGAGAAACAACGAUGAUGUUAUGAUUGUUCAGCUGCCGGAACCCAUCUCGACAGGUUGUCUGUGGAGAAGAUUUCUCCUUCCUGGCGACAUUAAUGGGCUGAUCCUUAGGGUCUCUGACAGCACUGCUUCUCUUGCUACACCAUGUUCUCUCCAAGAUCCUGGACGUUGAUUGGUGAGAAGAUGCUUGCUCCACCUCUGUGAAUUUGGCAUCCAUUACUGAUUUUGGUUUUCAAAAUGAUGGAACUGGGUGUUUCAGAAUUUUCAUCUUUUUGUUAUAUAAUAUGUAUUUUUGAUAAAA